Messenger RNA from Microbotryum saponariae, 2818 nucleotides. NCBI's taxonomy places the organism in Eukaryota, Fungi, Basidiomycota, Microbotryomycetes, Microbotryales, Microbotryaceae. The record is from the annotation of a GenBank genome assembly.
AUGGCUUCGACGAACUCGCACGUGCCAGCUGCAGUAGUAGACGAGAGCUCAGCCAACGCUUCUUCCACCUCGGCCGUGUCUGCCCCACCUCGUGCUUCGACGGCCUCGGCCUCGGCCUCUACCUCGACCUCGACCGCGACGACGACGACGACCGCACCCCCGUCAUCUCCACUCGAGGAUGGACCACUCUUUCGGGCGCUCGUUCAUUCGUACGAGAUCAGGGCACGCUCACUUCGCUGCACGCUGAAGGAGCUUUGCAAGGCCGCCGCGGACGCGGUCGACGCGAACCGCGACGAUUCGGCUGCUCAAGACCGUAUCGACCGUCACCUCGAGCAGUUGUCCACCGCGGCGGCGAGCAGUACGACGAGGAGUGAUAUUCUGGCCGGCCUGUACGAUGGCGCGUUGAAGAAGAAGCGGCAAGAGGAGAGGCAGCGAAGGGGUUCGGAGAGGGAUCGACUCGAGGAGUGGAUCAUGAGGAUGAAGGGCGGGAUGGAGAGGCUCAAGCUCGUCGAAGCGAGAAGGAAGCAGUUCGACAAUGACACCAGGGACUAUUACCAUGAUCUGUCAAAGGUGCGUCGCCUUGGGAUGUCAUCCGUUUGCUCGAGGCCCGGCUGAUGGCUCGGACUAUACCCUCGGCAGUACCUGUCCCGGACCGCCGACAUCUCCAAAGCCGAGUCGCUCGAUCUCAAGCAACAGCAACGCAACCAGAGCUUUGAAGCACAUCGCAACGAAUACUUUGCAACUAUUGAGUCGCUCGUAGAAUCCGAAGAAGUGCUCAUCUGCACGUGGCUACGGCUGUGGGCCGGUAUUGCCGACGAUCCACGGGCCGUGACCAAGGAAGCGACCGAGAUUGCACGCAACAAGAGUCGGGACCAUGCUCGCGCGACCUUGUCUCGAGCGCUUGCCGAAGGGUUGAGAGGGGAAGAUCCGGAGGCUAGUGAGACGGACGACGAGACGGCCUCGAACGGAUCAGCCCUCAGUCGAGUCAGUGGAGUGGGUUCCAUUAGCCGAAGGCGAAAGAGCACGAGCACCAGUGCGGCCAACCCGAUUACUUCAAGUCCCAAGAAGCGUGCUUCGAUCCCGAGCUUCCAGGAGGCUGCCGUCGAGACAUCCGAAUCGACGAGGGAACGAAUACGUAGCUUCGUCAAACAAACCCAGCGAGUGUUCUCCCCCUCAUCGUCUUCGACCUCUCCUACGUCGCAUGCACUCUUCGCAGCAUCCUCAUCAUCUCCACCAAUGCCUGCCCUUCCCUCGACAUCUCCCGGAGAGCAGGUCGUACCUUGUGGCUUAAACCAAAACAUCGCUGCAGCGAAAGCAUCAGCGAACCCGGCCGCAGUAUCGAUGCGUCGGAAAGAAGGUCUUGUUUUCGCAACUGCGAAGGGGUCCUCCCAUACGAUCGCAGGAGAUGGAGGAGGUAGUUGGACCGCGCACUGGUGCGUACUCAGCGAAGGACAGCUCGUCGAGUUUGUGGAUUGGCAGAGACCAAGGGACAUCAAGAACACGCCCAUCAAUCUUGCCGCGGCAUCUGUUCGCGUCUCGCACAACACCGAGAGGAGGUAUGUUCUGUAGUUAAAAACAAAGGGAGUUCGAGCAAGAUCUGACGUCCCAUAUCUAUACUUUGCAGGUUCUGCUUCGAGAUUCUGACCCCUGACAGCCGUCGCAUCUACCAAGCUACACACGAAGCCGAAAUGAAUGACUGGGUCAACGCCAUCAGCAAAUCGAUCGAGAGCUUACUGAACGGGUAUGUGGUCAUGUAUUCGCUUCAGAAUCGCACACGGCUAACAUUAAUUCUUGUCUAUCCCAAGCACCUCGUCCGUACGGCACUUUGAUGCCAGCCGGCUCACUGGCUCCUCCGCCUUCUUCGGCGAUUUCGGCCCGCCCGGUGCCCCAGCCAGCAAUGGAGCCAACGCGGCUCUCCGAUCGCCCGGGCUCUCAGGCCCCACCUCGUUACCUUCGUCCCCUUCUCAACCGGCCCUCGGGAUUGGUCACCACCUCUCCAAUCGCCUCACCUCGUGGGUCAGCGAACCUCUCUCCCGUCGCACUUCUUUGGCUUCCAAGAUGAAAGCCAAACGGGACCAAGGAUCUCGGGCCGCUAAGGACAAAGCUUCAACAUCAUCCCUUCCAAGCCACCCAGAGCCUCAAACUUUCAUCAUCGCAAGCUCCCCCAAACCUUCGCCUUCACUCAAUGAAGGCCGACAAAUUUUCGACCAUGUUGGGGAGAGGAGGUCCGGGAAUGGGAGUGGUUUGGAUGACCUGGCGGAGGAUUUGUCCGAGGCUGAUCGGAUGAUCUUGGGGCGUGUCUCGGCGCUUAUUGAUCAGUUGGGCCCUGAGCCUGGCGAGAACGGUGCGAACGAGCCGCCGAUCCCGAUUGCGACGCCCGCAGAACGGAGACAGAAGAAUGCGGAUGAGAUUCAGAGCCUGGCCAAAGAGCCUGGGAACGAUGUCUGCGCCGAUUGUGGCGCCAGAGGUACGUCUCAGACCGGUCUUCUCCAGAGAGGAGGAGGCUCAGAGCUGACAAGCUGAUUCGUUUCUACCAGAUCCGAAAUGGGCCAGCUGGUCCCUCGGCAUCUUCACCUGCAUACGAUGUUCCGGCGUGCAUCGCGGCUUAGGCACCCACGUCUCGAAAGUCCGAUCUAUCGAGCUCGAUGAUUGGACCGACGAACAGAUCGACGCCAUCCGAUCCGUCGGGAACGUAAAAUCGAACUCUAUCUAUGAGGCUCGGAGGCCUGUCGAGGUCGUGCCGACGGACAAGACGAUCGGCACGUACAUCAAGAUGAAGUACGUCGAAAGGGCUUGGGUCAACUUACCUCCUCGGUAG